This is a messenger RNA of Culicoides brevitarsis, 1836 nucleotides long. RefSeq names its product aspartate--tRNA ligase, cytoplasmic (gene AspRS). The transcript is spliced from 4 exons. Gene Ontology annotation, biological process: aspartyl-tRNA aminoacylation. Gene Ontology annotation, molecular function: RNA binding; aspartate-tRNA ligase activity; ATP binding. Gene Ontology annotation, cellular component: aminoacyl-tRNA synthetase multienzyme complex; cytosol; cytoplasm. The coding region runs from base 140 to 1741 and encodes 533 amino acids. The record is from RefSeq and is a predicted model, not a curated record. NCBI's taxonomy places the organism in Eukaryota, Metazoa, Arthropoda, Insecta, Diptera, Ceratopogonidae.
GACAAGUUUUCGCUUGAAAACAGUACAAGACUCGUAAUUGAAAGCGAGUUCCCGAUUUUAAGUGAAAUUUCACAGGAAAUUCGAGGAUUAUCAAUUAAUUUAAGGUUUCGCGUUGUUGUUGUCGUCUAAGCACAAGGUCAUGGUUGCGGAUGAAAAUAAAGCGCCCGCUGAGGGAGGCACGGAGACCCAAAGUAAGAAAGCUGCGAAGAAACAGGCGAAAGAAGCACAAAAAGCUGCCAAAAAGGAGUCUAAAGCAGCAGCUAAUGCCGCAAAUGAGCCUCAAGAUGACUCUCCGGAUGUGUCUGUGGGCAAAUAUGGCGUUGCAAAGAUGAUUCAGAGCGACAAUUUGCACAAAGAACGCGUUUUCGUGAAAGUAACUGAACUUCAAAAGUACUUAAAUAAGGACAACAUUUGGGUACGAGGUCGUAUUCACACGUCACGAUGCAAAGGCAAACAAUGUUUCUUGGUUUUGCGUCAACAAAGUGCCACAGUUCAAUGUGUCUUGAACGUGAACGAGUCAAUUUCCAAACAAAUGGUCAAAUUUGCCGGCAGCGUUUCGAAAGAGAGCAUCAUCGAUUUGAAAGUGAAAGUUGUGAGUGUGCCAACGAAGGUAGAAUUUUGCACAGAAAAGGAAAUUGAACUCUUGCCGAGCGAAAUUUUCGUUGUUUCGACGGCGAAAUCGAGUUUGCCGUUACAAAUCGAAGACGCGUCACGUCCCGAAAAGUCAAAUGACCCGAAUGCUUUGCAAAUUCGCGUGAAUCAGGACACUCGUUUGGAUAAUCGUGUCUUGGAUUUGCGUACGCCAGCGAAUCAAGCGAUUUUCCGUUUAGAAGCCGGCGUGUGUAAACUUUUCCGUGACAUUCUAACAGCUCGGGGAUUCGUUGAGAUCCAUACUCCGAAAAUUAUUUCAGCUGCAAGUGAGGGAGGAGCAAAUGUCUUUACCGUUAGUUACUUCAAGGACUCUGCUUAUUUGGCACAAUCGCCUCAAUUGUACAAACAAAUGGCAAUCGCGGGCGAUUUCGACAAAGUUUUCACAGUUGGAGCGGUUUUUCGUGCCGAAGAUUCGAACACGCAUCGUCAUUUAACCGAAUUUGUGGGUCUCGAUUUGGAAAUGGCCUUUAAGUAUCAUUAUCAUGAAGUGCUCGAUACCAUCGGAGAUACCUUCACGGAGAUGUUCAAAGGGUUGCGGGACAAUUUCGCGGCGGAAAUUAAUGCUGUGGGACAACAAUUCAACGUUGAACCGUUUAAAUUCCUCGAACCUCCAUUGAAAUUGGAAUUCCGUCAAGCAGUGAAGAUGUUGAGAGAAGCAGGCGUCGAAAUGGGCGAUGAAGAAGAUUUAUCAACCCCGAGCGAAAAGUUGCUUGGAAGAUUGGUAAAGGCGAAAUACGAUACUGACUUUUAUAUUUUGGAUAAAUUCCCGCUCGCUGUUCGUCCUUUUUAUACGAUGCCUGAUCCAAAUAAUCCAAAAUAUUCCAAUUCGUACGACAUGUUCAUGCGAGGCGAGGAAAUUCUGUCGGGAGCUCAACGUAUUCACGAUCCUGAUUACUUGACUGAACGCGCGAAUCAUCAUGGAGUUGAUACAUCGAAAAUUGCUGCGUAUAUCGAAGCCUUCAGAUUAGGAUGUCCCCCUCAUGGAGGCGGCGGAAUCGGUUUAGAACGUGUUGUCAUGUUGUAUCUUGGCUUAGAUAACAUCCGAAAGACUUCCAUGUUCCCACGUGAUCCAAAACGUUUGACGCCUUAAAAAGUUUUCCGCACUAAAAAAGACUCAAUGGCAAAUUGGUUCAAAUCAAAGUAAUCGUAAUAAAAUCAUUAAAUGAUAACUUGCUAAAAAACGAA